Colletotrichum spaethianum is the source of this 558-nucleotide messenger RNA. RefSeq lists its product as uncharacterized. The record is from RefSeq and is a predicted model, not a curated record. NCBI's taxonomy places the organism in Eukaryota, Fungi, Ascomycota, Sordariomycetes, Glomerellales, Glomerellaceae. The coding region runs from base 1 to 558 and encodes 185 amino acids. The transcript has 3 exons.
AUGGCCCUGCCUAAGAAUUGGAGAUUCACGAAACGCAGCGAAGAGGUGAUUCUCGUUCGCGACUUGCUCGAAAUGAUCGUGGAUUGGAUCAACAGUUUCAAGGCCAUUGGCGACACUGUUGGUCAGUUUGACCCUACACACGCAGCACUGACAUGGGCAGCUGUCAGAUUCCUCCUCCAAAUUGCCGUCUCUGAGGUGGAGCUUUUCGGCGCUCUCGUGAACGACUGUAUCCAUCUGACGGCGUUGAUAGUGGAGUAUAUCGCGAGGAUGAUGGUGCGCUACCGUGCCUUCGAGGCAUUUUACCUGCGAGGAUCGCAAUCCGAAAUGGAAAAGACGCUCGGUGACUUCCUCGUUCACCUGUACGCCGAGAUCUUGACCCACCCAAGCUACGCAGUGAUGUUCUUCGAAAAGGAUUACCUUAGCCCUGGUCGCCACCAUUGGCCUGCUUAUACGUCUCAAAUCACUUCUACCGGAUACUGGCAUGCUUUCUUUUCUCCAAGAACGACUCCUCAAGAGCCCUUCCGCUCCAUCGACCGAGAACGGAAGAAGAUCAUGUGA